AUGAUGGUUCCGUUAUAUCUCGUGCUUCUUAAUCUUUUGGCUGUUGGCCAUGCAACAAGUAAGUUCAAUAGAUGCAACUAGUAGGUCUAAUUAGCAAAAAACAAAAAAACAACUCUGCACGUGCAGCACACUUUGUCCAGGUGGAUAUCCGAUUUACCCCCGAAACGCUCGAGUGCUUGAAAUGCAAAAUUUCACCCCUGCUUACAUGAGUGGGGUGGACGUAUGUGCAGACAAUUUUCUCAGAACCAAAAUUUCUUGGAUGCUCUUCUCCGUGCUCUUCGCGCGCGAGAGAGCUCCGCUAUAACCACCAAAAUAAAUGACAAUGUUUAACAAACCUGGUACUUCUGUCUGAAAAAUCAACAGUUUCGGACCACCGGAGUAACGUGCCCGUGAGGAAGCAACCUCAAGGGCUUUUCUGUCCCUGCGUGGCGGGUGCAAAAGCGGGGAGGGGAGGGGAGGGGAGCGGAGGGGAGGGGGUGAAGACCUGAGACCUGAGACCUGCCACGCAUGCUCAGGCCAGGGCUCCUAAUCUCCAACAUUUACUGUUGCUAACGAUUACAAAAUAGGCGCGCGAUGACCGAACGGCCGCGGUCGUCGCUUUAUCUUACCGACAAAUAAAACUUUUGAUGGCGUUUGUUUAGCUCUUGCGGGGAAGUUUCUUCAAAAGAAGUUGUGAAUUGGUUUUUGCAUUUAAAAUCAUUCUGUAAAAUAGAUUAUUAAAUUUAGUUUUAAGCUUUUUUAUGAACAAUUCAACUCAAUAAAGUAACGCAAGACUUAAGAUUAAUUUGCAUUUGUAAACAAAAAACUUUUUCACCGGUUUUUAUCUAUAAAUUCAAGUAAAAAAGACAAAGUUUGCCUGUUAAAACUUCCAAACCGAACUUCGUCACCUUCUUCAUGUAUUUCAGGAACAGCUUGCUUCGAUAAGUAGUAGAAUUACGGCAGCAAACAGGGAAGGCAUUUUGUUCGCAACUUACGCGAGUUUGGCGUCGCUCGCUCGGAGGAACUGGUGGUGAAUCAGUGAAUAGUGCGGGAUAUUCACUGAGUAGUAGUAGCCAAUCAGAGCGCCCGAAAAACGCUUUCCGCUGUUUUAGUAUAUACUAAAUAACAAUAUUCACCGAAGUGGAGGUGGCUAAAUAUCCACCACUAGCCACCGACACUAAUAAUAAUAAUAAUAAUAAUGAUAAUGAUAAUGAUAAUAAUAAUAAUAAUAAGUAAGGAUGCAAUUGACCUUGAAAAAAGUUUCUUCUUUUUUUAUCGAAAUGAAUUGUGUGAAUUGAAAUGAAAUGUUCUUAAUUUGAAUAAUUUUUGUUAAAUGAAAUGAAUUUUUUUCUAAUUUUUAACGAAAGGAAUUGUAAAUAGUGUUUUGACGGAAUAGUUUUCUUUUUUAAGUGAAUUAAUUGUAAAUAAGAUUUUAAUAGUUAGUAUGUUAAUUAUGAUAAUAAUAAUAAUAAUAAUAAUAAUAUUUUCUUUACAGAGUACUGUUGGGAAAUCGAGCAGACGCCAAAUGCUGUAGAGCAGGCUAGCUGCUAUUCAAAAGUUGAUCCUUGCCCACCGGGUCUUAAAGAUUGCUCUGAUGAAUUCGUUUGUCCUUUGUCAACCAACAAAUGCUGCUGCUCGUCGUCUGUGCCGCCGUCUGUGUCGACCGCCCCGCCGACACCUAAGCCAAGUUUGUAUUAUACUCGCUCAGUACUCACGCGCGCUUUUCGGGCAAAAAGAGAACUUCACUGUAUAUAUUUAUUUCGGGGAAAAAGGCGAUCAUUAUUAAAUCCAAACACGGCACAACGAUCUUUUUUUCCCAUUACAAUCUUUUUCUAGGAAAACUUAAAAAAAAAUUGGUCCUAAGAGCGCGUAAAUACUGAGUGAGUAUACCGGAUUGUGCUCAUGCCCCCUGGGCAUCCCAUAAUGCUCCUUUAAUCUAGUUAAUUCAAUAUGGCCGCCGUAUCGGUAAAAGGUCUAUUCCUUUAAUAUAUAGAUUUAGCCAGGGCUAAAAGCGAAGCACUUGUCAAUAUACUUAUAGUUUACUCAAACAAAAAAUAAAAUAGUGUAAUGCUAAACGGCAACAACAAUGAGAAUGGCAAAAAAUCAAAAGGUCUAAUUUAGCAAAAAAAACAACUUUGCACUUGCAGCACACUAUUUUUGUACAUUUUUUUUUACCAUUGUUUUGCACUACUAGAGGGCGAAACUUCCUAGUUUAUACACGUUUUAUUGAGGAAACGUCAUAUGUAUUCCUGUUCAUUUUUUUCUCUUUGGCACUCAUUUUCACCUUGGAGGCGGCUAGCAUGUGUCAUUUUCUCAGCGCCUCUAUAAAAUUUUCCUGUUUUCCUUCCAACGAAAUUCGUCACCUUUGUAUUUUAUCUUUCGCUUUAGCUCUUUCUUCUGUUACCCAACUCAGUGUAGACAUUAGGAUUUAGUCCAAAAAAAAAAAAAAAACUCCGAUUUGCUGUCGUUUUUUCUCUCGAAAAGUCUGGGUGGCCAUGCGAUUUACCGCCAAAAACGCGCGGGUGCUAGAAAUGCGAACUUCUUGCCGGCUCUCAUGAAGGGGUGGACGUACGUCCGUCCGUACGUACGUGUACGUGAUUUUGACAGAACAAGUUUUCUUACCCCUGGGGCUCCGCUCGAUAGUUCCUCUAUUAUCUCCUUAAAAUUGUUUACAAAUUCGCAGUUUGGAGUUUAAUACACUAGACGAAACCGAUAUAAGUUUCACUCGAUAAAUGCAUUGCUCAAGUACUCAGCAUCAUUCACUAUCCAAACUUUUUACGGGAUUAUUUUUGGUUGAAAUUCAUAGGCGGAUACAGAAAAUUCAGAAAUUGGUGGUCGGGACGCUUGCUCACUUGCCAGCUACAUCCUCGUCCCCCUCGGCCCACCACUAAAUCCCCCCGUGAUGUGGGGAUUGUUUGCGGUCCAUUUUGGGCAUAAUUUGCGGUACUGUGCCCGGCUUUUUCGCAAGCAAAACGUAACAAGUUACUAACAUAAUAUAUAGAUUUAGCCAGGGCUAACAUCGAAGCUCUCUUUAAUGUAUAUUGUUUAUUCAAACUAUUCAAAACUAUUUUGUUCAAUUCUCAGUCAGAGACUUCUAAAGCACGUUGACUUAAAUAAUAUACUUCACAAGUCUCAAAUUGGUUUUCUAGCAAAUAAUAGAACAGCAGAUCAUGUCUUCACACUUCGAACAUUGAUAGACAAAUAUGUCCAUUGUCACAAGGAGAAAAUAUAUGCGUGUUUUGUUGACUUUAGGAAAGCCUUUGAUUUGGUUUGGCAUGAUGGGCUUCUCUAUAAGUUAUCUAAGAUCAAUGUCCAAGGAAAGUUUUAUAGUCUAAUUAAGAGUCUAUACUCGAAGUCUACCUGCUCUGUCAGGAUUGGAAAUAACAAAACGCGAUCUUUUCAAUACGCAAGAGGAGUGCGGCAAGGCUGCAUUUUAAGCCCUCUGCUCUUUAACUUAUACCUUAACGAUCUAGCGUUCUCAUUUGACAAUGUUUUAUCAGACCCCUUCGUGUUACCAAAUGGCACCAGACUCAACUCUCUCCUUUACGCAGAUGACUUGAUAAUAUUAUCGCGAUCCAAACUUGGUCUACAAAACUGCCUUAACGUACUAUCUUCAUAUUGCAACUCAUGGAUGCUUAGAAUAAAUCCUAAGAAAACCAAAAUAAUGAUUUUUCAACGAUGCACACGAAAAUGUGAACAUAACUUCCGCAUAGGCAAUGAAGUAAUCGACGUUGUCCAAAACUAUACUUACUUAGGAACUCGAAUUACAUCUUCCGGAAAUUUUACACUUUCGCUUGAGCAUCUCCGACAAAAAGCUCUUCACGCGCUCUUCAGCCUCAGGCGACACACGGAUUUGAAUAAUCUUAAGCCCUCACUUGCGUGUAAAAUUUUUUGACUCUAUGAUUUCACCAAUUCUAACCUACAACAGCGAAGUUUGGGGUGCUUUUGUUAAAUCAGAUUUUAAGUCCUGGGACAGCUCUGCAAUUGAAAAACCCAUUUGCAAUUCUGUAAACGUUAUUUACAAGUACAUAACAAGGCAUCGAACAUUGCUUGUAGAGCUGAACUCGGUAAAUUUCCCAUGAUCAUUGAUAUAAAUAAAAGAUUCUAAAUUACUUAGACUAUCUGAGAGGUAAGGAUGAAGAUUCUAUAGUUAAACAGGCCUUACAAAUUUCAAUUGACCUUCAUCAUAACGGAAAAACUAGCUUUUACUCUAAUCUCAUGAAAAUGGUUGACUACUAUGAUCUAAACUAUGACUUUUCCUGUAAUUCAUUGAGUGACUCAAUAGUUAAUAGGUAUAUCGGCAUAAUGAAAAAUAAAUACGUCUCUUACUGGAAUCAGACACUUCAACAAUCACAAAAACUCAGUUUUUAUUGUACAAUCAAAGACGACUAUAGCCCCUCGCCAUACCUAGUUUUAACAAGAAAAAACCCUUCGAGAAAAACAUUAGUUAGAUUUAGAAUAAGUAGUCAUCAACUUAGAAUUGAAACAGGUAGAUACGAAAACAUUCCUCGCAAUGAAAGGAUAUGUCACUUUUGUACAAGUAAGAAAAUCGAAGAUGAAAAUCAUUUCUUACUAGAUUGUAAGGCUUAUUCUCAGAUCAGAGACAUUUUUUUCUCCAAACUAGAAACUAAAAUACCUGACUUCAAAUCACUUUCACACGAUACUUUAAUAUCUCUUCUUAUGAAUUCUUCUGAUUAUUUAAUUAACUGUCAAUUAGUUUCAUUUAUCUCGCAAUGCUUUGAAUUAAGGACCAAAUUAAUAUCAAUGAAUGAAUGAAUGAGAACUAUCACGUUUUGUAAUGUUUUGCACGUACUAAUUAGUUGAAUUAGUACUUAAAUUUAGAUUAAUAGCUUUUGCAAUACUGUAAUUCCUUUAUGGUCAUGCAAAUAAAGCUUUUGGUGUUGUUGUCAAACUUAAUAUAAAAUCGGGGCAACGAAAACGAUGAAAAAACCAGUAGGUCUAAUUAGCGAAAAAAUAAGAAACAACUCUGCACGUGCAGCACAAUUUUUUGUACAUUUCCUUACCUUUGUUUUCCACGACUACAACUUGAAACUUCCAGAAACUUCCUAGUAUCGUUUUAUAGAGGAAAUGUUGUAUGCCGUGUACCUGUUCACCUUUUUUUUUUUCGCUGCUGCUCAUUUUCACUUUGGUGGCCGCUAGCAUUUCUGACUUUUUCACCGCCGCUAUAAAUCUUUCAUGUUUUUCUUCCAACGAAAUUUGACUACUCUUUCAUCUUCUGCUCUAGCUCUUUCUCCGUUACCUGCGCUAAUAUAGACAUAAAAAUUAACAAUCGCUUUUGUUGUUGUUGUUGUUUAUCUCUAAAAGUUCGGGCGGCUAUGGGAUUUAUCCCUGAAACGCCCCGGUCCUUGAAAUGCAAAAUUUCAACCCGGCUUACAUGAGUGGGGUGGACGAACGUGCCGACGAUUUUCUCAGAACCCAAAUUUCUUGGGUGCAUAGAUAACCGAAGUUUCUUACCCAUGGUGCUCCGCUUCGCGCGCGCGAGAGCUCCGCUAUAACCACCACAAUAAAUGACAAUUUUCAGUAAAAUUGGUACUUCCGUCUGAAAAAUCGACAGUUUCGGACCACCGGGGUAACGUGCCCAUGACAAAGCAAUCUCAAGGGCUUUUCUGGCCCUGCGUGGCGGGUGUAAAAAAGGGGAGGGGAGGGGAGGGAGAGAAGUGUGAAAGGGCAAUACCCCUUCUUCUCUCACCCUUUUCGAGGCCUGUCACGCAUGCUCUCCAAAACAGCUUAUCGUCAGUAGGAAUUAGAAUUUACAGGUGAUAUUCACCGACACAAUCCCUCGUUCUUCCCUCCUCUUCUACAAAAUAAUAAAUAACAAUAUUCACUGAAGUAGAGGUGGCUAAACAUCCACCACUAGCACCACUAACCACCGGCACUAAUAAUAAUAAUAAUGGUGAUGAUGAUGAUAAUAAUAAUAAGUAUGUGUAAUCAAAUGGUAUACUCGUGAAAUUAGGGAAUAAUUUCGCGCGCGUUUUGUUCAAAUCCUUAUGAUUUCCCCAGCCUGUAGGCGACGGAAAUUAUUAGGACUUGGACAAAACGCAGGUGAAAUUAUUCCCUAAUUUCACGAGUAUACCACUUGAUUACCUAUUAAUAUCAUGGGUGACGAAUUACGUUAGCAAUCUUGGAUUUUUGACAUGUUUAUCCUGGAUCGUAUCGAUCGAGAACUCCUGAACUCUCUCGAACGUUUAGCGCUUAAAUUUAGCUUAAGUUCAGAGUUUUUCGACAAAAUACCUGUUAGAAUCCUUCUUGAUGAGCUCUUUCGUGUGUUCAGGUUUUGGAAAGCGUCUUUUUGUGCCCUGAUAUCUUCAUUCAUGACAUUUUAAAACUUCGUCGCCAUCUUGACACUGAGACGUACGGAAGGUUGCCAUGGCAAUUUUGUAAUUUCACAUGUGAAAUUACAAAUUAACGCUGAAAUUUCGCGCCAAAAUUAAGGAGUAAUUCGUCACCUAUGAUAUAAUAAUAAUAAUAAUAAUAAUAAUGAUGAUAAUGAUAAUAAUAAUAAUAAUAAUAAUUUUUUCUUUACAGAGUACUGUUAUGAAAACGAGCCGAAGCCAGAUGCUAUACGGCAGGCUGACUGCUAUUCAAAAGUUGAUCCUUGCCCAGCGGGUCUUAAAGAUUGCUCUGAUGAAUUCGUUUGUCCUUUGUCAACCAACAAAUGCUGCUGCCCAUAG
Porites lobata is the source of this 6671-nucleotide messenger RNA. Lineage: Eukaryota; Metazoa; Cnidaria; Anthozoa; Scleractinia; Poritidae. The record is from the annotation of a GenBank genome assembly.